Ictalurus furcatus (blue catfish) is the source of this 1200-nucleotide messenger RNA. RefSeq lists its product as uncharacterized. Gene Ontology annotation, biological process: response to bacterium. The transcript has 6 exons. Bases 1 to 756 code for a protein of 251 amino acids. The record is from RefSeq and is a predicted model, not a curated record. NCBI's taxonomy places the organism in Eukaryota, Metazoa, Chordata, Actinopteri, Siluriformes, Ictaluridae.
AUGGUUCACUUUACGACUUUGCCUUUGUUUCUCUGCACCGUUGAAAAAUAUGUUCUAAAUGAAACAUUUGUUUUAUGGGUUGCAGGUUUAAUCUCAGAGACUCUGUGCUAUUUAACUUUGGAGGCAGAAGCUGGAGAUAACGUCACUAUUUGGUGCCAACAUGGUCUGACUAAUGCAGAUAAAAUCUUCUGGUUUAAACACACAAGUGAUUCAGUUCCACUUCUUCUGGGGUGUAAACAGUUUUUUACAUCAGCUCCAUCACAAAAGUGUUACUUCUUUACUGAAAGUGAGAGAAUAGUGAUGUCUGUUCAUGGCAAGAAGACGUCUCUCACAAUCACUGCAGUAACCGUCUCUGAUACAGGACUGUAUUACUGCAGCUUCAGUGACAAAAUGAUCUUUAGAAACUCGACCUCUUUACAAGUGAAAGGACAUAAUAAAACACUUUCUAAGGACACGGAAAGAGCAAAUGGCAAUUUGACCCCUUUCCAAGUUUCAGUCUGUUCUGGUGUGUUCUUCAUUCUGUCCAUGAUACUUGCUCCGUUGAUCAUGAUUCUUCUCGGUGUCCUGAUUUUCAAUAUACUGAAGCACAGAAAAAUGCACAGAGGUGAUAAAACUGAUAGACACGACGAUGAGGAACAAGAGUCUGAUUCAGUGAAUUAUGCUGCUCUACACUUCUCUAAUAAGAAAACCAAGAGGCCAGGGAGACGCAGUCAAAUGGAGGAUCCCCACGUUAUAUAUUCUGGCGUCAAACAAUGAUUUAGUAAUACCGAGGUAACAUGUAUACAUAAUUAAGCAUGUAAUCUAUUGUUUAUUAAUGGUGAACAAUGUUCAGGUGAUGGAGGAAAUGGGAUUUUUUAAUGCUUUCAUCAUAACAGAAAAUACAUUUAUGAUUUUUUAUUCAUGAAUUUAUGCAUAACGACAAUAUGGUAACUAUGUAGAUCUGUGGUAGAAUUGAUCAAUCAAAAUUAUAUUAAGCUAAUGUUUGCAGUGACUUUAUUUUAAUGCCUGUCAAUUUGGUAUUCAAUGUAAUAAAAUUCAUCUUCAGUAAGAAGCGUUCUUUUUUGCCUUUGGGAUAUAGAAAACCACUUUAUUAAUGAUAAAGAUGACAAAAAUUGGAGUUUAAUGUUAUGUGUUGCCUAGUUUUGUGAGUCAGACCUCUAGCGUUUACUAGAAAGUCUGGUACAUUUUAAUAAUAUACAU